This is a messenger RNA of Melanaphis sacchari, 1854 nucleotides long. RefSeq lists its product as uncharacterized. The record is from RefSeq and is a predicted model, not a curated record. The transcript has 5 exons. The coding region runs from base 1 to 1854 and encodes 617 amino acids. NCBI's taxonomy places the organism in Eukaryota, Metazoa, Arthropoda, Insecta, Hemiptera, Aphididae. Gene Ontology annotation, molecular function: protein dimerization activity.
AUGUUCACAGAAGUAAAAGUGAAAAUGUUGACGAAUGAAAAUGACCAAGUGAGAGAUAUAGAAAUGAAUAAUAGUGAAUUGAAUGGUAAAUUAGAUGAUCCUGGUUAUUGGCCUUCUAUUAUUUCUAAUGAUAUUAUAGCAACUAUUGUAACUUUAGGACCAAUUCAAAUUAAUAAUUACGAUUUUCCCCAAAAUGAUGAAAAACCAGCAAGAACGUUCACUGAAAAAUACUAUUAUCGACUAAUGCCAAAUGGAGAAAAUGUAAAUCGUCCGUGGCUUAUUUACUCUAAAAGACACAAUUGUGUGUAUUGUUUUUGCUUUAUAGAUAAAGCGUAUUUAGCUUUAAUUGAAAAAGAAAAGUUACAUUGGAGAAGUGUUCUUAAAAGAAUUUUAGCAGCUAUACAUUUUUUGGCGCAACAUAAUGAUUCUUUUCGAGGAUCAUCUGAUAAAUUGUAUACAGAAAAAAAUGGGAAAUUUUUAGGAUUAAUUGAAAUGAUGGAGAAAUUCGAUCCAAUCAUUUCUGAACAUGUUCGUAGAAUAAAAUGUAAAGAGACUUUUGACCACUAUCUUGGACCUGAAAUACAAAAUGAAUUGAAUGCAAAAUAUUAUUCCGUGUUGAUAGAUUGUACGCCAGAUAUAAGUCACAAAGAACAAGUAUCCAUUAUGUUGAGAAUUGUAAAUUUACAUACAGAAAAUCAGUCUAUUGAACCAUGCGUAGAAGAAUAUUUUUUAGAGUUUAUACACUGUACAUCAACCACUGGGCUAAAUUUGUCAAAUAUUCUUAUUUCAAAACUAGCUGAGUACAAAAUUGAGUUAAGAGAUUGCCGAGGUCAAGGAUAUGACAAUGGGGCAAAUAUGAAAGGUGAAUAUCAAGGCGUUCAAUCACGUAUAAAACAAAAGAAUCCAAGAGCAUUUUUUACACCUUGUGCAACUCAUAAUUUGAAUUUAUUACUUGGUGAUAUAGCUAAGAGUUCUGUAAAAGCUAUCAGUUUUUUUUGGAGUGAUUCAAAAAAUUUAUUAUGGGAAUGCCGAGUAAACAGCGUCAAAGCUAUUCGUUUUCAAAUUUCAGAAGUAAUUGAAGCAUUAGAAGAAGUUUCGGAAACAACAAAUGACCCAAAAACUAAAUAUGAAGCACAUUCCCUUGUUGUAAACGAACUCGAAAGUUAUGAAUUUAUUUUGAGUUUAGUGAUUUGGUACGAAAUACUUGUGGAAGUAAACAUAGUUAGUAAGCAUUUACAAAGUGAGAAUAUAGAUUUGGAAAUAGGCACGAAAUUAUUAGAUGGAUUAAUGACUUUUUUAGAAAAUUAUAGAGAAAAUGGUUUUGAAAAAGCGAAAAAAACUGCUAGGGAAAUUGCAUUGUCGAUAAAUAUUGAGUGUACUUUCAAAAUAAAAAGAGUAAGAAAAACCAAGACCUUUUUUGAAUAUGAAGAAACAAAGGACAAAAAUACUAAUGACGCUGAAUUAGAUCUUCAAAUUCUAUUAACUGAUGGAUCAUCAAGAGAUUUAGAUUCAGUUGAUAUGUAUUCAGAAUUAAUUAUAUUUCGAAAUAUUAUUGAUGAUAAUACAACAGUUCUUCAAGCGUUAACGUUGAUAAAGAAAUCACCUGGUAGUUUUCAAAACAUUUCCAUUGCUCUUCGAAUUCUUUUGACUAUCCCCGUUACUUCCGCUGGGGUAGAAAGAUCCUUUUCUAAAUUAAAGCUUAUUAAAACAUACUUAAGAAGUACGAUGUCUCAAAACAGAUUAAAUUCAUUGGCAACUAUCUCAAUAGAACACAAAUUAGCAGUAUCUGAAGAAUAUAAUUCAUUGAUUGAUGAAUUUGCUAGUAAAAAAAGUAGAAUAAAACGUUUUAAUUAA